GGGAGAGAAACGUUGGCUGUGAUGUCAUCUUACAGACAGACAGAGGAGACCGUUUCCCUGCUCAUCGCCUCAUAUUAGCAGCAGGUGCGGACUACUUUCAGGCUCUGCUCUGCGGAGGGUUACGGGAGUCCGGUGAGGGUGUGGUGUUACUGCGCGGUGUGAGGUCAUGGGUGCUGCAUGAUCUGCUGGACUUCAUUUACUCCGGCCGGCUGAACCUGAGCUGCAGGAACGUGUGGCAUCUGACAGAAGCAGCUUCACAGUUUCAGCUGCAGGGGCCGCUGGCGCUGUGCUUAAACUUCCUGCAGGAUAAUAUGGAUGAAACUUCUUGCCUGGAUAUUCUGGCCUUGGCUGAAGCCUACAGUCUGGAGGAUCUGGGCAGACGGGCAGAGGACUAUGCUUUAGCCCACUUUCAGAGGGUCGCAGAGGGGGAGAAGUUCAAGAAUCUGCCCUGCGUCCAUCUGCAGCGUCUGCUGGAGAGAGAUGCGCUCAAUGCAGACAGUGAGCUGGCCGUGUUCAGAGCUGUGGUGAACUGGGUGGAGGAUGAUGAAGACCGGAGACUGUCUCAUCUCUCACGACUGAUGCAGAGCAUUCGGUUCGCUCUCAUGAGACCAGAGGAGCUGCAGGAGGUGCAGGACUGUAAGCUGCUGCUCAGGAGCUCAGGAGGGAAAACAACGCUGGAAACCGUGAAAAAUCUCCUGCAUGGUGAUCGGAGAACAUCGGACUGCAAACCACGAACACCUAACCAGGUUUUGGUGCUCGUUGGUGGAGAUUGUGUGAAUGAGAAUUUCGAGCGUCGAGAGCCAAACCUUUGCCUGUGGUUUGCCCAGUGCUUUAUGCGCGGAGAGGGACUCAUCCGAACCAUCGAGUGGAGACCUUUAGCGCACCUCCCUGAGCCACCACGCUUCCGCCACUGUGUGUGUGUUCUCAACAACACACUCUAUAUCAUCGGAGGCCGGAAGUACUACGGUGCCCUGGACAUUCUGAAGACUGCUCUGAGAUUUGAUCCUGCUCAGGGCAGAUGGGAACGUCUUCCUGACAUGUCCAGACCCAGGGAUUACUUCGCCGCUGUGUGUCACAGAGGGAAGGUGUUUGUCCUUGGUGGAAACUGUGAUGACAUGAACUGUCUGGACUCAGUGGAGUGUUACACACCUGAGGACAACACCUGGAGGCUGUGUCAUCCUCUGGACAAUGCUCUCUGCGGUCACGCCGCUGCCGUGUUGAACGGAGAGAUGUUUGUGUCUGGUGGUUGCGACUCUCGUUUGCGCUGCUGUCCGUGUCUGUGGAUCUACGACCCGGUGCACGGCUGCUCAGAACGAUCACCCAUGGCAGCAGGAGCGGGACGGGCAGGUCACGUGAUGCUGGUUUCGGGACAGCGAUUGGUCGUGGCCGGGGGGUUGCAGCCGGUGUGGGCGGGGUUUGGAGACCAGCUGCAGUGUGAGUCGUACGAUCCCGUUCACGACUCCUGGACGUCUUUCCCCAUGCUGCCCCGACCGCACCUCUCACCCGCGGCGGCCGCUCUUGACGGUCAGCUGUAUGUUUUGGGAGGGUCUUCGGCCAAUUCUGCCCGUGAUACACCAUGGGUGCACCGUUAUGAUCCACAGACAAAGUGCUGGGACAAACUGGGAGCAAUGCCACGACCUUACGCAGAUCUCGCUGCAUGCGCUUUACAGCUGCCUGACAGUCUGAAGAGCUGAAAGAGCGGUUGAAAUGUCAUUUUUAUGAAUAUUUAUUAGUGUAUUCUAAUAUUACAAUGACUUUCCGGGAUUGUUCUGACACUUACAUAAAGAUUUGUCAGGGUGAACAAAAUGAUCAAUGUUAACAGCUGAUUGUGCGCACUUACCAACAGCUGUCUAUUGAACAAACAUCCUAUAACAAUUAUUAAUGAUGAGGCAAGUAGGACUAGGCAAAAAAAAAAAAAAAACUGACUAGAGCUGCAGGAAAAUUACAUCAUGUCACCACUGAUUGGCUAAUGUAAAUGCAACUGUAUCAGAGAUGCUUUAAAUAGUUUCCUGCUCUUUAACACAUAUGCAAAUACAUUUACACAAUAUGCACCUUUUUGGGCUAU
Messenger RNA from Sinocyclocheilus grahami, 2065 nucleotides. Its product is annotated as kelch-like protein 33. The record is from RefSeq and is a predicted model, not a curated record. Gene Ontology annotation, molecular function: protein binding. The coding region runs from base 312 to 1694 and encodes 460 amino acids. The transcript is spliced from 7 exons. NCBI's taxonomy places the organism in Eukaryota, Metazoa, Chordata, Actinopteri, Cypriniformes, Cyprinidae.